Messenger RNA from Dicentrarchus labrax (European seabass), 1351 nucleotides. RefSeq names its product cytoglobin-1. Bases 139 to 678 code for a protein of 179 amino acids. The record is from RefSeq and is a predicted model, not a curated record. Gene Ontology annotation, biological process: oxygen transport. The transcript is spliced from 4 exons. Gene Ontology annotation, molecular function: heme binding; iron ion binding; oxygen binding. Lineage: Eukaryota; Metazoa; Chordata; Actinopteri; Moronidae.
GCCUGUUCUUCACUCACACUCUCGCUCAGCAGAGAUUCAGAGGUGGAGAGCAAAGAUUCUCACUGGGAAAAACCGGGGGGGAAGGGAUUUUCUUCCUCUCUCACCAAGAAAGAGACACAAACAAGAAAAGACUGAAAGAUGGAGAGGAUGCAGGGAGAGGGAGAGGUGGACCACCUGGAGCGACCAAGUCCUCUGACUGACAAGGAGAGGGUGAUGAUCCAGGACUCCUGGGCAAAAGUCUACGAGAACUGUGAUGACGCUGGGGUGGCUAUACUAGUCAGGCUGUUUGUGAACUUCCCCUCAUCCAAGCAGUACUUCAGAGACUUCAAGCAUAUCGAGGAGCCAGAGGAGCUGGAAAGGAGUGCCCAGCUUCGGAAGCAUGCUCACAGAGUCAUGAAUGCCAUCAAUACACUGGUUGAGAGCCUUGACAACUCAGAGAAGGUGGCCUCAGUGCUGAAAGUGGUGGGCAAGGCCCACGCACUCCGACACAAGGUGGAGCCUGUGUACUUUAAGAUCCUUAGUGGUGUGAUACUGGAAGUCCUAGGAGAAGCGUUUUCAGAAGUUGUGACAGUGGAGGUGGCCGCAGCGUGGACCAAACUCUUGGCUACGGUCUACUGCAGAAUCACAGCCGUCUAUGAGGAAGUGGGCUGGACUACGCUCUCAACCUCAACUGGAUGAAGUUUUUAGUCUGGGAUUACUGGACCAUGAGCACCCAGAGAGGGAUGAAUUGUACUGUACUGACAUUUGAAGGGAAGUAAUGUAUCUUUACAGAAGUUAUCUGACAAAUCUGGGGAAUACAGUUUAUUGUAAUCUAAGAUAAUUGUAGGCUAUGGAACAUACAGUCAAUAAGAAUACAAUAAGAACUGUGCCCUUUUGAUUGCUAAUUGUGUGUGUUUGUGUGUGUGUGUGUGUGUGUGUGUGUGUGUGUGUGUGUGAGAGAGAGAGAGAGAGAGAGAGAGAGAGAGAGAGAGAGAGAGGAAGAGAAAAAAUGAAAGCGCUCCUCCUUGUUGUUUUAUACUCUCGUAAAGGACCAAACCAUUUAAAGGAGAGAGCAAAGAGGAAGAAAAUGCCACCACGAAUCCAAAAGUGGACAAGAGGUCACAUUUGACUUGGAUGUGCCUUCUACUGAAUGUGUAUAUCUAAAAACUGCCAUGUAAAUACCAUUCUUUCUAAAUAUCGUGACGUUUCUCCUUUUAUCAGUCUGUAUCCACUUGUGUUCCCUUUAUGAGAUAUUAAGAAGAUUUUUUUUAAACAUUUUUAACAGUUAAUUGUAAUGAUUUUACAUUUUUUCAUUAUGACUCACCUUUGUAUCUGUAUUUAGCAAAGUUUGAAAUAAAAAAUACAAAGAAAA